GCUUUUCUUUCUUUCUUUCUGUUUUUUUAUACAUAUUCUUUUUUACCCCCAUCUCGUUGAGCCGAUUUAUUUUUUUCGUUCCUUUUUUUUCUUCUCCACCGUUCAGCCUGCUACCACCGAACCGCCCGACUUUCCCCCCUUCGCGAGGGGCACUCGAGACCAACAGAGGCAGCCGAACUCACGCACCAGCAUGUCCGGUGGUUACCGGGCUUUCAGCUACGAACAAGGCGAUGACGGUCUGGGAGGAGCCGAUCGGGGACAAUAUGCAUCGCCGGAAACCCGACACCUGAUGGGCGGUCAAGGCUUGUCGUCGGUGUCGGAACAAGGACAGCGGAAUCUCGGGCCCUCGCAGUCGAUGCGCACGAAUUCGACCGCGACUCCGGGCAUGGAUAACCUGGGCCCCGCCGCGGUAGGUGGCGGCAUUGGGGGAGUCGCUCUGGGCGUCGCUAACACCCAUGACCGGCAGAGUGGCAUCGAUGCGAUGAGAGAAACGGAUGGCCCGAUGCACCACAUGCCCGCCGAACGGGAGUACCACGCCACCGGCGCCGACAACCCCUACAUUCCCAUGCCGCCGGAUGGUCCCUACGCACACUCGAACGCCUUGCGCCCACCGCGGGAGACGUACGGACCGUCCGCGGCGCUGGGUGCCGUGGCGGGCGCUACGGCUGCCCAUUCAAUCCCUGCGUCCAAUCCGUCGCAACCCAGCCUGACCGACAGCCCCUAUCAAAACGUCGGCGCUUUCAACGGCGGUCCGUAUCAGCGACAGUCUGCGUAUAACUCCAACGAGUACCCCCUCGUCAUCAACCCGGACGAGAUCGUCGACGACGGCGAUGACGGCUUCAUCCCUCCGAAUUCCAAGUCUGCCGGUUCCAAGGCGGCGGCGGUGGGGGCCGCGGCCGGCGGCGCGGCGGCGUACAAUGCAGUUCCGGGCUCAGGCCUGGAGGCCGGCAACGAAAAGAGCCAGUGGAUCAAGCCGAAGCCCAACGGGGGCAGUCGCAAGCGGGGCUGGAUCGUGGGCAUCAUCCUGGCCUUCGUCAUUGUCGGGGCCAUCGUCGGCGGCGCGGUCGGCGGGACGCUGGGCAAGGGGCAGAAGGAGGAACCCUCCGGCAUGUCCGCGUCGGAUGACAACGAGACGAACGGCGAUCUGGGCAAGGACUCGGACGAGAUCCGCGAGCUGAUGGACAUGCCGGGCCUCGCCAAGGUGUUCCCGGGUAUGGACUAUACGCCGUGGGGGGUGCAGUACCCGCUGUGCGAGAAGUACCCGCCGUCGCAGAACAACGUCACGCGCGACAUCGCCGUGCUCUCGCAGCUGACCAACACCGUCCGUCUCUACGGCACCGACUGCAACCAGACGGAGAUGGUCCUGCACGCGAUGGAGCGGCUGGAACUCAAGGACAUGAAGCUCUGGCUGGGGGUGUGGAUCGACGACAACAACAAGACCAACGACCGGCAGAUCUCGUCGCUGUACAAAAUCCUCGACAACACCGACGACAAGACCAUCUUCAAGGGCGUCAUCGUCGGCAACGAGGCGCUGUUCCGCGCGGGCCACGACAUCAACAGCGCGCGCAGGAAGCUCAUCGGUUACAUGAACGACGUUCGGAAGCGCCUCAAGGAGGACGGGUUCGACCUACCCGUGGCCACGUCCGACCUGGGCGACAACUGGGAGAAGGACCUCGUCGAGGUGUCGGACAUGGUCAUGUCCAACGUCCACCCCUUCUUCGCGGGCGUCAAGGUCGACCUCGCCGCCAGCUGGACCUGGGAUUUCUGGCAGAGCCACGACGUGGUCCUGACCAAGGGCACCAAGAAGAAGCAGGUGAUCUCGGAAGUGGGUUGGCCCAGCGGCGGCGGCAACGACUGCGGAAAGGGGGCCAACUGCCCGGAUGAUACGUCGGGCUCGGUGGCUGGUAUUGACCAGCUGAACCAGUUCAUGUCGGAUUGGGUGUGUCAGGCGAUGGAUAAUGGGACUGAUUAUUUUUGGUUCGAAGCCUUCGACGAGCCCUGGAAAGUCCGGUUCAACAAAGGAAAGGAACAAUGGGAAGACAAAUGGGGUCUGAUGGACCCGGGCCGCAAACUCAAGCCAGGCAUCAAGAUCCCAACCUGCGGCGGCAAGACCGUCGAUUGAUCCUUUUUUUUUCUCUUUUUUUCUUUUCCGUUUCCUUUUACGCUCCUUUUUACGAAGAGCACAGCGAGAUGCUAUGGGCUCCAUUCGAUGCAUAAUAUCAUGUUAACUUCUACCUUCCUUCAUGUAUGCUUGGUCGUCCUGUUUCCGGAGUUGGGUUGGGAUUGUUAUGUUACGGUGUGUAUUCUAUGACGCUGUUUCUCCCUGGUGUUUUGUGUUUGAUAUUGUUUGUUUAUGGGUUGUAUAUAUUUGGCUGGCGUGACUACCUAGGAUUCACAUGCAUCUAGCGUAACUAUUAUGGAAUAUU
Molecule: messenger RNA, 2426 nt
Organism: Aspergillus candidus
Lineage: Eukaryota; Fungi; Ascomycota; Eurotiomycetes; Eurotiales; Aspergillaceae
Gene: bgt3
Product: putative cell wall glucanase
Exons: 2
Coding region: 191-2122 (643 amino acids)
Biological process (GO): cell wall organization
Cellular component (GO): fungal-type cell wall; extracellular region; cell surface
Molecular function (GO): 1,3-beta-glucanosyltransferase activity; glucan endo-1,3-beta-D-glucosidase activity
Source: RefSeq, a predicted model, not a curated record